UCUUUAGGAGGCUGACACAAAGUUUGGGGCAAGUUGGGAGUCAGGUGCUCUGUGUGGUUUUGGCCAUACAGGACCAAAACCUGUCAAAUAGGCCUAGAGACUUAUGACAUUUAUUAUUAUCAUUUGUUUAUUUAACGAGCCUUUCCGAGCUUCCACCCUGCACAGCACAUGCGGCAGCAGAGACACCUUAUCUCCACUUUUCUCACCCUUCCUUUCGCGGUGUCGCGUUGCUGCCCCGCAGGGGUCGGGCGGCUCCGGGGCCGGGGCGCGCUGAGGGCGCGGGGCCGCGCUCAGGAGCCCCGAGCCGGGAAGCGCUCCGCGGCGUUCCCGGGGCCGUGUUUACCUUCCGGGGCGCCGGGCGGGUUCCGGGGCGGGCGGUGGCUGCCGGCCCGGCCGUGGCUGUGCGGGAGAGCGGCGGCUCCGGCGGACGGAGCCCCGCGGGCACCAUGAGCGGUUCACAGACCAACGACACUAAAAGACAAUUUCUUCUAGAACGGCUCUUGGAUGCAGUUAAACAGUGUCAAAUACGAUUUGGAGGAAGAAAAGAAAUUGCUUCAGACUCAGAUAGCAGAGUGACCUGUUUGUGUGCUCAGUUUGAAGCUGUGUUCCAGCAUGGCCUGAGGAGGAGCCGGGGAUUGGCACUGACAGCAGCAGCAAUCAAACAGGCAGCAGGUUUCUCCAGCAAAACUGAAACAGAGCCAGUGUUCUGGUAUUAUGUGAAAGAAGUGCUGAACAGACACGAGCUGCAGCGCUUCUACUCUCUGAAGGCCAUCACUACAGACAUCGGCAGAGGCCGGGCUUGGCUGCGCUGUGCUUUGAAUGAGCAUUCCCUGGAAAGAUAUGUUCAUAUGCUGCUUGCAGAUAAGAGCCGCCUCAGUGUCUUCUAUGAAGACUGGUCUUUUAUGAUGGAUGAAGAACGUUCUAGCAUGAUCCCUACGAUGGCAGCUGGUCUGAACUCCAUUCUUUUUGCUAUCAACAUUGAUAACAAGGAUUUAAAUGGGCAGAGCAAAUGCACACCCACUGUGUCAGAUUUGUUGAAGGAAUCCACACAAAAUGUAACUUCCUUAUUGAAGGAGUCCACUCAGGGUGUCAGCAGCCUCCUGCGGGAGAUCACUGCCUCGUCUGCAGUCUCCAUUCUCAUAAAACCUGACCAGGACUCUGACCCCCUGCCUGUUCUGCCCAGGAAUGUAAAUGCUGAUUUGAAAUACAAAAAAGAUCGAAAAAAGAAGAAGAGGGUGACUAAUAUUAUCUCAUUUGAUGAAGAGGAAGAUGAGCAAAACUUGGGGGAUUGUACAAAGACUGUGAUUGCAGGAGAAAGUUCAGAGGAGAGUGUAGACAGAUCUUCAGUUCUUGCAUUGUCUUCAUCUGAAAGCACUCUGGGAAAAAAUCUGAAUGGGAGUGAAAGUAACCAUUCCUGGAAGAACAAUUCAGUAUUCAUGAAUGGAGAGUAUGAAUACCAGAAACUGGAUGUGAAGAGCAUUGAUGAUGAAGAUGCAGAUGAGGAUGAGCUGUAUGGAAAAUCAUUAGGAAAUAAAGGCACAGAAGGUGGAACUGAAGCUUCUGAAAAGCCUCGUGAAAUAGUCACAUGCAAUUCUCAGAUAUGCAGUUGGAGUCCUCUGCAGGUCCUGAAUGAUGACUCAGAUGUUCUAUUUCCUGUCAGUGCUGUUGGCUCUUACUCCCAAACAGAUAACUUGGAGAAUGGAGAGGGGCAUGAACAUGCUGUUCAUCCAGUAGAACUGGUUCCAAGGAGAUCUGAUCUUCCUUACAGAGUGGAAGUCAGUCCUCCAGCUCAAGUGAAUACUUUAAGCAGUAUGUUGCCUUCAGCCACUGUGCCAGAAUCCAUGACAAUUAAUGAACUUCGUCAAGCUAUCGUGGCCAUGAUGAAUAGAAAGGAUGAACUGGAAGAACAGAAUAGGUCCCUGCGAAAUCUGCUGGAUGCAGAGAUGGAGCAUUCUGCAGCACUGAGGCAGGAGAUGGAGAACUGCAGGAGGAAGGUGGCAGAGCAGGAAGAGCGACAUGCCACGAAAGUCCAAGCCUUGGCACGAGAGAAUGAGGUGCUAAAAGUGCAGCUUAAGAAGUAUGUAGGAGCUGUCCAGAUGCUCAGAAGAGAAGGUCAAACAGUGGAAGUUCCGCCAAACAUUUGGAGCACUGAUGGUGAAUUCACAAUUCCAGAGCAAAAGCAAGUAGAAAACAAUGAGGAACUUGCCAGCUCUUAUGAAAGGAAAUUGAUUGAGGUGGCUGAAAUGCAUGGGGAGCUGAUUGAAUUCAAUGAGAGGCUGCACCGUGCUCUGAUGGCCAAGGAAGCUCUGGUGUUCCAGAUGAGACAAGAACUCAUUGAUCUGAGAGGGCCGGUCCCUGGAGAUUUAAGUCAAACAUCUGAAGAUCAGAGUUUAUCAGAUUUUGAAAUAUCAAAUCGUGCUCUUAUUAAUGUUUGGAUUCCCUCAGUCUUCCUGCGUGGAAAAGCUGCCAAUGCAUUCCAUGUUUACCAGGUUUAUAUCAGGAUAAAGGAUGAUGAGUGGAAUGUCUAUCGAAGGUAUGCGGAGUUCAGAAGCUUGCAUCAGAAAUUACAGAAUAAGUACCAGCAAGUGAGGACUUUUAACUUCCCACCAAAAAAGGCCAUUGGAAACAAGGAUGCAAAGUUUGUGGAAGAGCGACGCAAGCAGCUACAAAAUUACCUAAGGAAUGUAAUGAACAAAAUUAUUCAAACUGUGCCAGAAUUCACAGCCAAUCCCAAAAAAGAGACACUUAUUCAGCUGAUGCCCUUUUUUCUGGAGAGGCACCGGCGCUGCCUGCGCGGGAGCCCCACGUGCUGCAUUCCCACCACUGGAACAUGGAACUUCCAGACUGCACUCAACAGCAAAAUGUGGCAGAGAGGAGUGGCAUUCACUCUCCAGGUCAGAAAUUUCCCUAGGUGAAAUAGCACUAAGUGAAAUCACAUCACAGAAAUGAAACAGUAUUUCCCAGUCAGUAAGAGGUGUCAGUUACCACACAAAGAGAAAAACCCGAAGGCCAGCCUGGGAGCUCACUGCUGUGUGCUCAUUAACAAAUUAAUUACUGUUGGUGUUUUGUGUUAGUUACAGUGGGACACUCACUUAAGAAGAAAGGAAAGUGAGUAGAUUGGCAGUUAAGUAGCUUCUCCAAACUCUUCAGCCUGAUGCAGUGCUGAUGAUUUAACUUGUCUUUCUUGGAAGAAGUAGCUGUAAUGAUGGUCCCACUUUGAAACAAUUUUAACUCAUUUUUCAGAAAGUGGAGACUUGGUUAGUAGAAAUAGAGCACAUAUACUAACACUGAAUUGCAAGUAAAUUUGAAAGAAAACACUGUGUGGAAACCUUUGUGAUGUAUCUGUUACAUGAAGCUGUAUUCAUUUUCAAGAAAUAAUUCACAGAUUCAAGUACUUAUUCAGCAAACUGCAAAUGGUAAGAAAUUUCAUUUACUGCAGACUGAAUUUCUUUUUAGUUGUUUAAAAGGACUUUUUUAUAUCUGCAUUUGGCUCUUAAAAUGAUUUCAUUCCUGAUUAUCUUGCUUCUUGUAAUUUUUAAAGUAUGUAUGUAGAUUACAUAAAGAUACUAAACUUGUUUACCAUGUACAAAUUGCUCUUUGUUAACUUUAGCUGAAUUGUGUACCAGCUGCUAAAAUGAUAGUCUGCAAACAAUGUUCACUUGGUGAUACAAGAUACCAUCAUGGGUGCAUUACUAAUCCUUUUAAAAGCUCCGCUGAAAUCCCAGGAAAUAAUCAAAGAAAGCCUUUCUUCACAAGGUGGCAUUCCCACUUUAUACCCCUGCUUAUGUUGAAGACUACGGAGGUACCUGCCUGAGUGCCUGUAGGUGCCUACUGACAGGACUGCCCAAAUUUUUACCACCUCUAGACAUUCUGAAAGGCCCUGUCUUAGAAUCCUGUGCAUCUGUUACAAAUCCCACUUCUGUUCAUUCACCAGAACCAGCAAAGCCUCUUGGAGAAAGUUGACCAGUUGGUAUUAAGAAUCCCAAGUAGGUGCAUUAUUAAUCUGAAAUACCUGUAGCAAUGAUUCUGCCAGUGGAAUGAUUUUAUCAGCUUAUCCUGUUCACCCAGUUCCAUGCAGUUACAAUUUUUGUACAGCUCUAAACUUCCUUUGGCUGACUCACAGCUCUUCAACCCCUGUCUGUGCUCAGUGGGUGGCUCACAAUGAGCUGCUGGGUUCAUUACUAAUGAAUUAUUAAUUAAUUCAUUACUGACCCUUCCUGCUGGCACCAGCGGCCAGUGCUGUAAUCCCAUGAUGAGGACUUGGGACAGGCCGGGCCCUGGAGCUGUUCCUGGCUGGUAGAGCCAGCCUAGAGCAAUUUGUGGUCUUGUUAGCAUUUCAUUCCUGCUUUGUCUUUAGAUCCAGGGCUUCUCCUCUGCAUCCUUUAGUGAGUGUUCAAAAUAAACUGUAAAAAAGUGGCACAACUUCUACUGCAGUGCUGCUGUCCAGUCACCUCCACCGUGAACCCUUCCCUGAGAAGCACAGAGCAGGCAGAGCUCUUCCAGCUUUUGCAGAUGUCUCCAUCAGUAUUCACAGACUGACUGUGGUUUUUCAGAAUCUCAUUUAUUUAGAGAUUCUCUCAUUCAUUAUAGAGAAUGCAAUGUGUCGACUUGGCUUUUGCAAAUUAAAUCAAAGUUCUCAAUAAUAAUAAUAGUAAUAAAUCUCCAAGGUUUAUAUGAGGCAGGAUAUUGACAUAGUUAUAAAGGCUUAAAUUGAUAUGUCCAUUAAGUCACAUAUUCUUAGGUAGAUAAUAAUUUCAAAGCCAGUCUUUUUAAUGGAAUAUAUUGUUGAUGUGAUAGUUGUAAUCAAAUUAUGUUACCUUACAGAAUCUACUGCAAGUCAUAAACCAUCGUGAUGGAAUUAAUACAAGCAUUUAGAGAAAGAACAGAAUGGUAUUAAAGAUUACUGGGUCAAAAUUGUGACCUAUUGCUAAGGUGGGGUGUUUCUUUGUAACAGUCAUGUUUUAUUGUACAGAAUAAUAUCUACAUGGUAGCUGUCAAAUUAAUUAAUACAAACCCACUAACAAUGGGGUUGACUGACUCAGAGCAGGAAGCUAAUAAUAAAUGAGACUUGGUGAAUCCCCAUGAACUAAUGAUGCUUCUGCCAGGACAUAUUAAUAAUUAAGAACCUGGUAUUUUGUUACCAGAAUCAGUAAUUGGUGCUUUCUGAUACCGAUGUCAUUAUUUUUCCUUCAAAGAAUGCAGGGAUCUCACUUCUGCAAGAAGUUUUGUGCCAUUUCAAAGGUUCAAACCCCCCCACCCCAAUACAUUUUCCAUCCAAUGUCUUGGAAUUCUGGGAACAGAUAAUAUAUACCUGUGGAUAGAAAUACAGUUACCUGCUUGAAAUGACAGUGAGAAACCUGUGCAACAGCUGUUUAAAA
Molecule: messenger RNA, 5378 nt
Organism: Onychostruthus taczanowskii (white-rumped snowfinch)
Lineage: Eukaryota; Metazoa; Chordata; Aves; Passeriformes; Passeridae
Gene: SNX29
Product: sorting nexin 29
Exons: 21
Coding region: 447-2915 (822 amino acids)
Molecular function (GO): phosphatidylinositol binding
Source: RefSeq, a predicted model, not a curated record